Molecule: messenger RNA, 3407 nt
Organism: Paramecium octaurelia
Lineage: Eukaryota; Ciliophora; Oligohymenophorea; Peniculida; Parameciidae
Source: the annotation of a GenBank genome assembly
AUGCUGAAACCUAAGAUAAGCAACCCAAACAGUAUUGCAAUAAUUAAUUUAGACAAGAUUACUGGAUGCAAGGUUGAAGGUCAAAUCAAACCAAAAAUGACGAUAAAUGAAAGUAAAUAAUAAGGAUUUGCAGAAUCAGAUUAAUAGGAUAUUUUCAUGGCUAGCAAAUUAAAUCCUAGUCAAAUAGUUACACCAAACAAAAUCAAGAAAAAGAAGAAGAAAAAAACUAAGAAAUCCUCAUAGAAAUCAAAAACUGAAAUACAAAAAAGUGGUUUUAAAACAAAAAAGUCUAUUUCGUCAGUUAUUCCAUGGGGUGUUAAUCAGCAGAGACUACGCAAUUACAUUUUAGCUGAAUAACAGAAAUAUUUUAACGCAAUUUAACGUCGAAAUACAAGAACAACUGUAGACCUCAAAGAAAGAAGAUAAUAAAUUGGGACAUCAUUUUUGAACUAAUACGCCUAAAAGAAUCUUAAAUCAAUGAUGAAAAGUAAUAUGAUUUAUUAAGCUAGAGAAAAAAUCGUUCCAUGAUGAAAAUCAACCUUAGCAAAAAUUAAAAAUAUCAACUGCUUUGCAAUAACAAUACAAAAAAUUGGGAAGCAAAUCUAAAAACUUCAACAUUCUACCAAAUCGAAUGAAAAUGAGUUUUAUUCACUAUCCUAGUCCUGCUUAGAAAAUACAAAAAAGGAAUAGAAGUCUCUCAUAAGGUUAACAAAAUAAGCCAAUCUAAAUUAAUAGAAUUAGAACAGGUUCUCUUUAUGAGAAAACAGGAACCUUAUUUGAAGCUCCUAAUUUAUAAUUGAAGUUCAAUAGAGCCUAGAAGCAAAAAAGGAUUGUUUUAUAAUAUUAAAAUAUCGAAGAGAAUUAUCUUAAUUAUAAAAAACUAGGAUGUAAUUCAUCAAAAAAUUAAUCAAAACCCCAAUCAUCACUUUAUAAAUUAAUGAGCAAUUCAAGCAGCAAUAAUAUUCCUAAUGACAGUGAUGGAGAACAAAAUAUUUAAGACUUAGAUGAUAGCUUUUAUAGUUAAAAGAAUAUUUUAGAUACUCAUUCUGAAGAAGAAGAAGCAUAAAAAAUUGAAGAAACAAAUAUCUUUUAAGGUUCUUUUCCUGAAAAUUAUAAUGAAGAAUAUUAUUUCAAAAAAGACAAUUGUAAGAAGAUUACUUUACAUUAGAAUGCUUUCUCUGUUGAAAAUUAGGCAGCAGUGAUUAUUUAAAAGGUAUGGAAAGGAUAUUAAGUACGCAAGAAGAUUUUUAAAUCUAAAUUCUAAUAGAAUAAAGAUAAUAUAAAAACUAAGGAUGGAUUAAAUUUAAAAAGUUUAACCAAAUCUCAAAUCAAUAAACUAAUUAAAUUUGGAUUUCUCAAGAAAGGAUCAAUUGAUAACUCAUAACUUAUAGAUGAAUCUAGCUUUAUAAGUCACUCUAGACCCAAUUCUUAGGUAGAUAAUCAAAAAGAUACAAAAAAAAUUAUUGAAUCAAAUUAAUAUUAAAAAUUUAUAGAAAACUUUCAAGAUGAUAUUGAUUGGAAGCCUAAUUCGUCUAAUCAAUAGAAUUAAGUUUCAAAUAAGUUUAAAGAUAUUUAGUUACAAAUAAUAUCUGAGCAUACUCCUGAAAAAAUUAAGAAAUCAUAUCAAAAUUCUCAAGGUGAAUCAAAUGGAAAUUAAAAACCAAAAAAAAUUAGUAAAUUAUCAAUUGAUGUUGAAGAGUAAGAAGAGGAGAAUAAAGUUGAUAUUGGAGAAAUAAGAUGUGCUUUUGGUUCAGAAUCAUUAUUAAAGAGUCUUUCUUAAGAAGGUGAAUAAUCAUUCUAAUAAGAUAAAGGGUUGUUUGAAUAAACAUCAUUCUAAGACUUUGUUAUGAAUAAGUUUAAAGAACUUAUGUAGAGAGACAAGAUGGACUAAUUAAUUGCCUUAAGAGAAGAGGCAGUUCAAUAAAGACAGUAAUAAUCUUUACGGUAAAUUGAUAAAGCCUUUUAAAAUAAUCAAAUAUCACCUAGGACAUUCGAAGUUUAACAAAGGAAAAUCGAGAAGUGGGUUAAUAAAUAAAAAAAUGAUUUAGAGUAAAAAAAGAGGGAGAUUCUCAAAGGAUAACAAAGUGUUUUUGAUGCCAUUGUAAAAACUUAAAGGGAUUUGUAAUUUGUGAAAUAAAUGCUAACUUCAUAAAAUUCUUAGACUUAUAUCAAAAUAGUUGAUACUUUAAGCUAAGAAUCAGCAAAUUAUAGUGAAAAUUCAUUAAAGAGUUCAAUUAUUGACAUUUAAAUAUCCAAUUCUUAAAUGUUGCAAUCUUAACAAGACGAUAAAAAUAAAGUUUAUGAAGAUGUAGUAACUAUCUAGAGAAAAAGCAAUAAUAUAUUAGAGGAGAAAGAAUUAAUAUGUCCUGAACCCUUUAAUCUAAAAAAAUUGGCUUAAUCUUAGUUUGUUAGAAAUGUGGAGCAGUUCAAAGAACCAUAAAAAAUAUCUGAAAAAUGUGCUGAUUCAUAUUCUAUUUUAAUUUCAAAUAUGCUUAUAUAAGAAGAAGUGAAUAGUUUUUAUAUAGAAAUGUAAAGAAAUGGAAUUGAUUUAUAUGAAUUAAUCAGCAAAUCUUAAUUCAAUAGUAAGAAUUAGAUUGUUUAGUCAAAAGAACAAAAGAUUUAAGGGUUGAAAACAAAUGUUGCAUAAAUUAAAUCAUAUCUCAAAUAUUUAGAAGAGUAUUUGAUAGGUAAUAAAAUUAUGUUAUGUCUUUUAUAGAUAAUGUCAUGAUUCAAAUCUAGAGAAUUAUCAACAUUCCAUUAGGUCCAUCCUCUAAACUAAUGCUUAAGUUUCUUUAACCAAUAAGGGAAUCAGCAGAGUCAGAUUAUGAUUCAAAUGGAGCUUAGCAAUAAGUCAUUCUUAGUGUAGAGUUAUUUGGCAAAUUUGAAAGAUUUUUAAUGGAAUAGCGAAUCAUUAAUCAUCAAAAUAAACUUAUAGUUGAAUUAGAACAUAUUCAUAACAAGGCAAUCUUUGAUUCUUUAAAUGAAGCAUUCGAUUAGUUUAGACCAUAUGGUCUCCAUGGGUAACCAUUUUUGUGGAAAUCUGACCCAACCAGAUUGAGAGCAAGGGAAAAUUAAUUGACGGAAAUACCUCAAAUCAUUAGAAAAGCCUCAGAAAAAGUCAUAGAUUGGAGCCAUUAUAUGGCAGGGAUCUUAGUUGAUAAAGAGGAUUCACCAUUUCCAAAAUCUAUGUAACUAGACCAAGAAACCAUAGCCUAGAUACGAGAAGACAGACUAUAUAGAAUGUUAACUUUAGAUGUAUAGUUUAAUUGUUAAAUUUAUAGAUUAUUGAUAAUGAAGAUAGAUGGACAAAUUACGAUGAAGAGACUGCAGAAAUCUCAAUAGAUUUAUCAGAUCUAUUGUUUGAUUUUCUAAUUGAAGAAGUAGCUUAUGAGAUGUAAUAGAAAUGA